AUGGCGUCAUUGCAACUCGUUAUCAUCCUAUAUUUAUCUUGCUGGUGUCAAGCUACUAAAUUACCAAAUCUUGUUGGUGAUACUAUUUUAACUCGCCUUGAAAGUCCCUAUGAUGCUGCCGGCGAUACAGUUAUUCCCUACGAUUCAACAGUUACAAUUGAAAGUGGAACAACAUUAAGAUUUCCACGUGGUUCUCAACUUACAGUUCGCGGACGACUAAUAGCAAAAGGUACACCUGAUCGACGAAUUAUAUUUACUAGUUCAACAAGUGCACUAUAUCAGCAUCAACAGCAGAGUCAUCCAAUUUCGGGUUCGAACAUUCGAUUUCGUCUCGUCGACGGUUCGAAUAUUCAAAAUGGUCUUUUACAAAUGUAUUUUAAAAAUCAAUGGCGUCAUGUUUGUUCAGAAUUCUAUCGAUGGUUUGAUUACGAUGCAACAUUAACAUGUCGAAUGAUGGGUUUUCGAAAUGGUAGUGUCAUACCAUAUCGCAUAAAUGGUAGUGAACCUCCGUGGUACGGUUUACAAAUUGAUCAUCCAGCAUGUCGACCGAAUAGGGAUGAACAUUUACUCGAUUGUCCUGGUGUACGUACACCACCUCGACUUGGCAUUCAUAUAUGUGAUGAUAAACAAUAUGUUCGUCUGCAAUGUGAUGGAUUUUUCGAUCCAUUGGUUGUUCUCAACUGGGGUGGAAUUGUAUUCGAAAGAAGAUUUCAAUCGAAUCACCUAUCCGAUAUUCCACAUCUGUCCGAUUCGGCAUCGCCAUUAUUCAAUAGUCUUCAUCAACAACCAUCUAUACUUCAUUAUGUAGAUAUUUUACAUGCUGGCUUAAGACCAGAACAAACAACACGAUUCUACGCUGAACGUCAAGCUGCUGUGACUGUUUUCGAUAAUUUAAUUAAUCCAAUCUUUGAUAAUAUUACAGUGCUUUAUUCUGCAUCGGAUGGAAUGAAUUUUUCUAAUGUUGGAAGCUCGGUUCGAUUACGAAAUUCAAUAUCAGCUUAUAAUCGAGGGCAUGGAAUUACUGUCACAAGUCGCUAUGGAAAUGUAACUCUCGAUAAUGUUUAUAUUCAUGAUAAUGGUGGUGAUGGUGUUAAUUAUGCAUUAAAUAACACAGAAUGGUCAGUUCGAGAACAAGAAGAGAGUCCGCAACGACUUUAUAAACCAUUCUGUGAAGCAGCUGAUACAGUCGAAUUUCCAAAUUAUUUUUCCUAUCGACCGCAGGGCGCUGGAACUUGUUGUACACAGACUUUUUCUUCGAUGUACAAUACACGUUUAACGCUUCAUUUUCAAUCAGUAUUUGUUAAUGACAAUCGAACACGUUUUCGUGUUGAAAUUUAUGAUGGAAAAUUUGAUGUUAUGCCAUUAUUAGCCAAUAUAACAUUUAAUCGAGGAAUAGAAAGUUUAUCAUCCUAUUCAAAUGAAUUACUUGUUCGUUUAUGUCAUUCAUGUGAUAAUGUUCGCAGUCGUUCAUGUUGGAAUCAAUCCGAUCGAAUAGAACUCUACGUUGUUAAUGAUAUCGGUCGCGAUGCCGAUGUACAUAUAUGGAAUAGUCGUAUUGUAAAUAAUUCGUUGAAUGGAGUUCGCACUGUCAAUAUACGUAGUCUUGUUGAAAUCAAUCAAACAUCGAUCAAUCAUAAUCAACGUCAUGGCCUUGAUAUUGAUUCAGGCGCAGGUGCCCUAUGGACCUAUCAUUCAAGUUUUAACUCCAAUAACGAAGAUGGCAUUCAUAUUAGUUAUGAUGGUGGUGAACGUCGUCUAUACUAUUCCGAUAUUUCAUUUAAUAAUCAACAUGGUAUUUCUGUACGGCUUGAAUCAGCACCAGCCGGUUCACAAUUAUCAUAUCUUCAAUUUCCAACAUAUGCUUAUCGUCAAAUAACUUUUAUCAAUGGCACAUCUAUUCGAUCGAAUGGUUUUUAUGGUUUAUGGCAACGUGCUACAUGCCAUCCAGCACUAUUCUAUAUAAAUGGUUCAUUAUUUGAACGUUCCGUUUAUGAUGCGAUUCGCUUUGAUGCCUGUCAGCAUGAAUGGCGCCCUCGAAAAGUUAUCGACUAUCAAUUUCGUUCUCCAAUGGCUCCGUUUGACAGUUUAUUGCCUCCACCACCACCGCCCAGUAUUAUCUAUCAAGCACCGAUUAACAUCUAUCCACAAUAUCCACCAUGGAUACCUGUUGCUUUAUUAUAUGCUAAUGAAACAGGCAACACCGUACUUAAUGUUAUGUGGAAUCGAUUUUUAAAUAAUAAACGAGUUGGUUUGCGUAUAAAUCCUGUGCAAAAUAUUCUUGGUGACAUAGCAAAUAAUUCUUUUAUUGGACAUGAGAAUGGAGCUUUGUUAAUUGUUGGUAAUAAAUCAAAUUGGAAUGAAGAUGUUUAUUUGCGUAAUGUUACAUUGAGAAUAUUGUUUAAUAAUUUUACAAAUAAUAACGGCAAGAAUUUUAUUGUUUCACUGGAUUUAAAUGAAUUAUCACCGUAUCAAACAAUAUUAUUUAUGUACAAUCGUUUGAUGAAUAAUAAUAUAACUUCAAAAACGAACCAAUUUUUAAAUGCACGUUCACGUAUGCCGGGUAUAUUAACUGUUGGAUCGAGUCAUAUUAGAAUAACAAGAAAUAUCUUUGGAAAUAAACAAAGUCAAUUUGAUAUUGUUAGUCAAUUGACAAAUUCGAGUGCAAUUAUUAGAGCCGAUAUGAACUUUUUUACAUCGAUUUAUCCACCGCCGGUUAGCGUGGAAAAAGUAUCACUCAAUCCAUAUGAAAGAAAUCAACAUCUACAGUCUGCGGUACAUAAGUAUCAAUUAUAUCAAAAUCAACAAAUUCCAUUACAACAAAAAGCUUCUAUACGUCGUAUACACAAUCGUACACGUCAUCGACGACAAGUACAACUUCAACCAGUUCCUCAAAUAAGUUAUAGUUACCUAUCCGAACCAUAUGACGUUCGGACAGAUUUUUUCCCACCGGAUUCUGCUUUUCAACGUCCCUAUGCAGUUCCUCAAACAGUUCAAUACUAUAUGCCAGACAAUCGAAAUGAAAUCUUAUCGGUUCCAUCGAUAAAUAAAUCUAUGCUUCUUUCGUCGACAAAUAAUGAUUGGCCAUACUAUGCUUCACCAGCAUCACAAAUUCCGUAUUACUAUUCACUUUAUUACGAUCGCCCGGAAUUAUGUUUUUCUCAAUGGCCAAAUAUUCGUGAAAGAAUAUUUGAUCAACAUAAUCGAUCUAAUCUAGCUCCGAUCAUAUGGUAUCCAUUUUUAUGUAGUGAUCGAAGCAUAACAACAGAACUUUGGCAUUGUCAAUUGCCGAACUGUGGUUUCGAAACAACGAGUUUUCGUAUUGAUCCAUUAACAUCAACGAUAGGUGGAAUUAUUGAUACUGACUAUAGUUUAUCUCCAGGUCGUUAUACGGUUACGAAUGAUAUUGUAAUUAAACCCGAUAAACGUUUAACUAUACAAAGCAGUCAAUUAGAAUUUUUAAAUGGCAUCGGAAUUUUCGUUCAUGGAGAAUUAAUUAUUCAAGGUGUUGAUGGUUCACCAACUCGUUUAGAUUUAUUUAAUAAUAAAUCUUCAACGAGUCUCUUAGUUAACCAACAAAAACAACAAGAACAAAGUCAACGUGAAGUUAUGUUAAUCGAUGGACCGACUAUUUACGAAGGUCGAUUAUUUGUUACCAGUCAAAAAGAUGGCUCCGGAACUGUAUGCGAUCACGGUUGGACAAAGGAAAACUCUAUACUUGUGUGUAUGUCAUUGGGUUUUAUACAUGAUCCAAACGAGAGUUUAUAUCCAAUGAUGAAUUUAAAUCACACGAUUAUCAACGAUCCAAUUAUAUGGAGUGAAGUUGCUUGUGACUUACAUCAUGAUGAAAAUCUUGAACAGUGCAGAAAAGAAACUGUACAUACAUGUGAUCAUAUAGACGAUGUUUGGAUUAAAUGUUUACCUUCGUCAUGGGCUGGUGUUCAUAUCUAUCCAACACAAAGUAAAACUCAUCUCGAAUUCGUUCAUUUCGAUUCCGCUGGUCAAUAUGAUGUUCACAAAGAUGAAAUACACGCAGGUUUACACAUCGAUUUACUUUCACAUCCGUGGAAUCUUUUAAAAAAUUUAACCUUUACAAAUAAUAUCAUUGGCUUACAAAUAAAUCAUAUUCAUCCUUUGAAUUAUGAUUAUUCAAUUAUUCAUCAUUCGUCAUUUCAACACAAUUAUUAUACUGGUGCUCUAUUACGUUCAAGUUUUUUUAAUUUUUCUCAUUGUACAUUUACACAUAAUAUCUAUUCGGCAAUGAAAUUCGAUGCGUCCUAUUCCUAUACUGAACUUGAACAAUUACGAAUUAAUCUUGCACGAACACAAACAACAGUUCAUUCACUUGAUUUAUUAUACGAUCAAUUUUAUGAACUUGAACGAAAUAAAUUUGCUUUUAUAACCACAUCCUUCGGUGGCUAUAACGCAGAAGAUAAUAUUGUUUUUAAUACAUUAAAUAUUCGUACAGAUCCAGCAUUUAUUCUUGUUAUUGACCUUAUCGAUUAUAAUCCGCUUUCGAAUUUAAAUGAACAAUUACUUAUAUGCGAAGUUGAAUGUCAUCAACGUCUUGGUCUGACACAAAGUUUAUCUUAUAAAAAAUGGUCAUUAGCAAACGAUCGAGAUCUAUUCCCAUUGAUAACAUCUUAUUCAAGUUUACAACUUCAUUAUCGUCUCUAUCGAUAUCGUUCAAGUCGUUUAACAUUUAUUAUCCAUAGUGUUCCGGCGCCGAUAUUUAUUCAGGGGAGAUUUCUAUCGGAUAUAUCAAUUCGAUUUCAUCGUUGCCUUUUCUCCUACAAUCACCAUGACAUCGUUCAUUAUUUGAAUGAUCGUGAAAAAACAAAUAAUCAAUACGCAUUAACCAAUCAAUUAAAAACUGAUAUUGAACGGUUAAUCGAACAAUUAUUAUUAGGUCCAAAUGCUGUAAAUAAUAAUGAUCCAUCAUUGAAUAUUAUUGAAGAAGACGAAAGACAUAAUCGUGAAGAAUUCAAACAAGAAGAACUCCUAGAUAAACAACUAAAUCGUCAAAUAACAACGAUUGAUAUAAAACGACGUUAUAAAAAUUCAACAAUACAAAUUGAUGAAUGUUUAUUUGAACUUAAUCAAAAUCGAAGUAUCUUAAUUGAACAUCAAUCGAAAAAGCUAGAUGCAAAUCAAGUUGAACAAAAUAUACGAUUUCUAAUGAAUGAAACUGUACAAGAAAGAAAACAAUUUAUUCCAAUACAAUUUACAUGUAGAAUUGAUAAAACUACUUUUAUUAAUAAUCGGCAAGUAAUCAAUCUUGAUGCUCAUCCAUUGAUAUUCUCCGAUCGUCUUAUUCGUUUUGAAAUAACAAACACAAAUUUUACUCACAAUCACGAUCUUUUAUUAAAUCUAACAUUUCCUCGUUUAUAUCCAUUCAACCGAACAAUUUUUGAUAGUCUCUCAAUAUGGCCUUAUAUUCCAACAGGUUCAAUUCAUACACGUUCACCAUUGAUCUAUUCAGUUCCAUCACACGGUGUUCGGAUCUAUAAAAAUAUGUUUCUUUCCAAUGAAUAUGGUUCAAUACGUUUAACUGGUUUUCAUGCAUCGUUUAAUUUAACUUAUUCACUAUUUGAAAAUAAUCUCAAUCAGCUAACAUCUCUAAUAGAUUUACGUCAAAUAGAAAAAGAUUUUCUUAUUAAUGAAAAUAUAUUUCUACGUAAUCAAGUUCAUAAUUUACUUUCAUUUGAUUUCAAUGGUCAUGCACCAUUUCAUCACAAUCUACUAUAUCAAUCAUCUAUAUUAUUCAAUCAAUUUGUUGACAAUAAACCAUCACUGUUUACGAAAUAUCCCCAUUUACCAUCGUCGUGUAUAACUUUAAUUGGUUCACACAAUGUUACAAUACAAAGAAAUUUAUUUGAAAAUAUUCACUAUAAUUACGAAUUAAUUGCUGCACUUGUAACCGAUACAAUAAAUACAACAUUGGAUGCAACUAUCAAUUGGUGGGGUUCAGAUGUUGGUCAAGCUAUACAAAAUCGAAUUUUAGAUUUUACAAAACGUUCAGAUCAUGCCUAUGUAAAAUGGAAUCCAUUUCUUGCUUGUAGAGAAUUAACAUGUGCACAAAUUCAAUUGCCUAUACAAACAAUUUUACAGAUGAAUAGACCUUUGAGAGGCUUGAUCACAUCGAAUACUAUCAUACAUCGACGACGAGAACCUUAUUUAAUCAACGGUGAUUUGACUGUUUUGCCUGGAGCAAUAUUAACUAUUGAACCUGGUGUUGAACUUCAUUUUGCACCUAAUACGGGUCUAUUAGUUUUAGGAAAUUUAAACGCAAGUGGUACACCAAAAGAUCCCAUUGUGAUGAGAUUAGCAAAUAAAGAGUUUGUCAAUGAACAAAUUGCCAAUGGACACAAUCCUUAUCAAUAUCAUUUUACAGAUGAAGUUCCAUUUUCAAAAUAUAAGUUUAAUCCUCUCAUCGAUCGUUUACAAAUUCGUCUGGAUAUUGGUCGAACUGCUAAUGAAGGUUUUCUUCAAAUUUACAAUUGGACACGUCGCGAUUGGUCUUACGUUUGCCACGAUACAUUUCGUCAAUUAUUUUCUUACCGUUUAAUAUGUCAUCAACUUGGUUUACCAUGGAGAAAUGUUCUCGCUCAUCCGGAUUCAUUCUAUUUAUUUGAUUAUCAAAAAUUACCACUCUGGCAAGAAACAAUUGAUUGUUCAGGCAAUGAAGCAGCAAUAUCAUCAUGCUCGUUUACAACUGAAAAUAAUAAUACUUGUUCGAAAUUAUUCUAUAUAUCCUGUUAUGAUGAUAAUCUUCUUUAUACAGUAAAUUCAAAUGUUCAACCUGAUUUUUCAAUUAAUCUUGGUGGAUAUCCAUUACCACAUUCAUCACCAACUUAUGAAAGUCCACAAUCCUGGAAUGGUAUUCGUUUUGCUAAUAGCGAAUAUGAAGAAGAUCUAUCGUCCUUAGAUUAUACGAAACAUGAUCAAUCUUUGCUUCGUUAUGUUUUAAUAUCUGAAACAAGUGAUUAUCAACCAGCUAUACAAACAGUUUACCGAACGCCAGCCAUUGAACGUAUACAUAUUGAACAUAGUCGCCAUAUUGGCUUUGAAUUUCUUCUACCUAAACAAUCAAUUUUAUUUGGUUAUAGUCGAAUCACGAAUUCAUUAGAUUUAGCUGUGAAUGGUCUUGUUUAUUAUGGACAAUCGACUCAUGAAAAAUCAACAUUCGAUUUAUUAUACGAACAAAAUAUCAAUGGAAAACCAUUUAGUUUAUUGGAUAUUUGUAAUGCACAUCGAAUUGUUAAUAUUAAAUAUCGUUUGAUCACCUAUUAUAAAUAUGGAUAUGAUUAUCAAACAUGUUCGAAAUUAUUUUGUUCAAAUAAUCCAUAUAAAAUUGGAAUAAGAUUUUUUCAAGCUAAUUUAUUGAAUAGUACAUAUCAAAAUGAUUGGAUUGAAAUUCAUCGUGUUACAAACGAUGAAAAUGGUCAUGAGAAAAACGAAUUAUUAACCUAUUUAACAAAUGGUUCAAGUGAUGCAGCAUGGAAACAUUUGUAUAGCAUUGGAAAAGGCUGUUUAAGAGUCACAAUCUACGCAUCGAGUGGAAGCAAAGCGCAUGGUUUUACAGCGGAAGUGACACUCUAUCCUGUAACACCAUUUUCUACACGAGAAAUUGUGCAUCAAAUAUCGGAUAACGUCUUUUUGGGCAAUCAACAAGGUGUAUUAAAAUAUACAUCGGCAGGCGAACGAUCGGCGAAUCUUUACUUUCAAUCGAAUACACUUCUUUUCAACGGUUAUUAUCGAUACAAUUCUUCAUCCCCGCCAAUAAAUUCAUUUCUUUUUCAAAAUGCGCAACGAUUUUACUUUGGAAAUAAUUGGCUAAGCAGAAAUUUAGGUGGGACAUAUAUACAAUGUUAUAGUCAAUCGUUAUCAUCGAUAUUUAACGGUUAUCUUUUUAAUAAUGUUUUCUAUCGAAAUAGAAAUGAUUCAGUUCUUGCUUUUAAUGGCAUGGAAAUGUCAGCAUUUUGCAAUUUAUUUGCUAUUCAAAAUGCUAUUAUGUUCAAUGAUGCAUAUGAUAGAGAUAUAAUUCGUUUCGAUUCAGUAGUGGCUAAUUUCAGUCGUAAUCAAGUCUAUAAUAAUACUGGUGUUAAUAUUCUAUCAAUGGUUGGCUUUGAAAAAAUAACUGCGCCGUUUCCAGCAGUAGAAAUGAAUUCAUUUCGAAACAAUCGUGCUGUUGGUCAACUAAAUCAACAAUUAUUUGACCGAACGGGUGCUGUUAUUGAAAUCGGAAAUCCAAGACAAAUUUAUAUGUUUAAUACAUUCGAUAAUUGGGAUAGUCGAUAUGAAGUUCGAACACGGUCACGUCUUUUUGAACCAAAUCGAUUAGAAUCUCGUUCAGUGAAUGCUUCAUCAAAUUUCUGGGGACGUAUUGGUGAUGUGGAUGAUAUUGGUGCACGUAUCUAUGAUAAAUUUGAUAAUAAAACAUUAAUAGAAGUUAAUUAUUAUCCACCUUAUCUUGAUUCAACUCGGCUUCGACAAGGUAAAUGUGACCCGGGCUGGACGCUGGAUGAUACCUUAUGUUAUUUUUAUUUCGGCGCAAUAACAACUUAUCGUAUUGCACAAGAAAUGUGUUCGAGUGUCGACAGCCGAAUAACACGACGUGAUACACCAUUGAAUCGUCUUGUUAUUCUACGUUCAUUAGUACGAACAUCACAAUAUCAAGGUAUUAAUAGUGAUGCUGUACCAUCGUCGGGUAUUUGGCUGAGAAAAGAUAAUAGUGAAUUUUGCCGAAUAUUUAAUGAUAUGGAAACAAUGGAUGUUAGUUGUAGUUCAACAGCUGGAUUUAUCUGUGAAAAAGAACAACAAUUUGAUGGUGCAAAAUUAAUCAUUCGUGGCGACGUAUUAUUAGCUAUCGUUGGUAUAAUUUUAAUGCUUAUAUUAAUACUAUUAUUUAUUUGCUGUUGGUGUUGUAAAUCGCGUCAACGUCGUAAAGAUAAUUUUCAACGACAAAAUUCUCUUCGUCGUAGUGUUAAACAUGAAAUAAAUAAACAAUCGACAUUAUCAUUACAUAAAAGUAAUGAUAAUACAUUAGUCAAAAGUGCAACAUUGUCAACGUUAACCAAUGGUACAACAAAUAAACUGCCGCUAUCAUCUCUAUCAUUAUCAAGUCGUCCAUUGAGUAGUGUAACAAUGAAUUCAGAUAAUGAUCUAUCAACAGCAUCGCCGGUUCAUCAUGAUUUUUCAAUAUUGAAAUUAAAUCAUAAUAUACCAAAAGCAUCAACACCAGCUUUAAGUGACGAUGCUGGUUCACAACGAGCACUCGUGCUUAAUUCUCAUACAGAUCAAUCGAGUGUCUAUUCAACAGCAACAGCAGAUUCGGCAACAUUAUAUCGAAGUCGACGACGAUUUGAACGUAUACAAACGCCUACAGUUCCACCGUCAGCGCCACCAGUUACCCAUCGACGCUCAUUACGAAAUGUUAAUCAACAAGAUUCUUUAGCCAGUGUAUCCACAGGUUCAGUUUCUCCGCCACCUGCCUAUGUAUCACCAGCACAUCAACCACGUCGUUAUCGCUCGGAUCAAUUACAACUAUUGACACCGAAUAAUAAUAAAAAAACCUAUGCCAUUGGUAUACAAGUCGAUUCACAUUCACAAGCGAGUAGUCGUAGCAGUACACGAAAUGAACCACCGCCACCGCUUGAAACUGAUAUUUAA
This is a messenger RNA of Rotaria socialis, 9669 nucleotides long. Lineage: Eukaryota; Metazoa; Rotifera; Eurotatoria; Philodinida; Philodinidae. The record is from the annotation of a GenBank genome assembly.